This is a messenger RNA of Photinus pyralis (common eastern firefly), 1715 nucleotides long. RefSeq names its product sialin-like. The transcript has 8 exons. The coding region runs from base 10 to 1380 and encodes 456 amino acids. The record is from RefSeq and is a predicted model, not a curated record. Lineage: Eukaryota; Metazoa; Arthropoda; Insecta; Coleoptera; Lampyridae. Gene Ontology annotation, molecular function: transmembrane transporter activity. Gene Ontology annotation, biological process: monoatomic anion transport; transmembrane transport. Gene Ontology annotation, cellular component: plasma membrane.
CUUACGUGUAUGAUUGUAUCAUUUAUGAUGCGCUCAGUCAUGAGUUUCGCAAUCUUAGCAAUGGUCCGGGAGGAAAACACGACUGGUGAGAUGUUCAACUACACACAGCAACUUUGCACUUGGAAUGUUAAUACCACAGCGGCAAAAACUAGCUAUGGAGGUGUACUUAAUUGGUCAUUAAAUGUACAGUAUUACAUUUUAUCGUCUUUUUAUUGGACGUAUAUAACCGCACAGCUCGUGGGUGGAUACACUGCACAAAGAUAUGGUUCAAAAUUGGUGGUAGGUUUGGGUGUCUUAGUAAGUUCGAUUUCCAUUAUCUGUAUACCGCUGGCAACUGUGAACGUUGUACUGGUAAUAAUUCUCCAGUUAAUCCAUGGAUUCGGACAGGGAGUAAUAUGGCCAGCAUUGUAUGGCGUAAUCAGCUGGUGGAUUCCUAUGAAGGAAAGAAGUAGGUUUGUCACGUGCUUCCAAGGAAUGUCAGUUGGCACAAUGAUUUCGCGAAGCACGGCCGGCCUAGUUAUACAAGCCUUUGGAUGGGAGUACGUCUUUUACAUUUUCGGAGUAACAGGUCUGCUAUGGUGUUUCGCUUGGUAUACAUUAAUGUAUAACAAACCCGAAACGCAUCCAAGAAUAAAUUUAGUUGAAUUAGCCUAUAUUCAGACAAAAAGGGAUCAAUCACUAAACGGCGGUAAGGGUGAGGUGCCAUGGCUGAAAAUAUUUUGCUCGCUACCAAUGUGGGCAAUUGCGAUUUCUUCUUUCGGCAGGAUGUGGUUUGCAUCAGUAAUAAUGAUGUACGGUCCCAUGUAUCUCAAAACGGUAAUAGGUCUAAAUGUGCAAAUGAAUGGAUUACUAUCGAGUACAAUUUCGUGUGCAACUUUUUUCGCUUCGAUCAUCUUCUCGUUUAUAUCUGACAAAAUCUCGACUCAUCAAUUACUCUCCACUAUCACGAAUCGCAAACUGUUCACGGCGAUAGGGCACAUCAUCCCGGGAGUAUUAUGCAUUUCAAUGAGUUAUUCAGGUUGUAACCAGAACAUAAUCAUAGCAGUUUGGGCACUUGUGCAAAUAGCCGCUUCGGCAUGUUUUGCGGGUGCCAUGGUUAACACUGUAGAUAUCGCACCCAAUUUUACUGGUCCCGUUGCGAGCAUAAUACAAACUAUUAUGGUGACCCCAGACAUUUUAUCGACGAUGGUCGCGAAAAACUUUCUCCAGCAGGGGAGCAAUUUGGACUCGUGGAGGAAUAUAUUUAACAUCUCCGCAGGGAUGUAUUUCGGGACAUAUUUAUUUUAUCACUUAUUCGCCUCGGCUGAUGUACAAACGUGGGACAAGGCAGUUUCCAACAAAAAUGACGUUGAGGAAUCGGAAGCAUUUAAAGUAAUAUAAAACUUUUUUGAAACGGUCAUUUGACUUGAAUUUUGUGACGCAGUACAGUAACAUUAAAACUGUCUUAGAUAACCUUUUUAAGUUAAUAGUUUUUCAACCAAAUAUACACUGUGUCUAAAAUAAGGAUAUGUCCUACCAUGAGGAUCUCGUAAACCGUUGAAGACACAACGAUGGCUAGGUUAGGGACAAGUUGCCCAAUUAAACAGUUAUUUUCCUGCUGUAAAAAAAACCCUGAAAAUUCCGAUUACUUCCGAAAGUAUGCGAGAAAAGCCGAAAUUUGCCAGUUUUGUUUGUAUUUCACAUCAAAAAUUGUACUAUAAUCUAAGGACUUAAAA